CAAAGAGACGAGAAACCUCGAGAGAGAGAGAGAGAAGGAAGAAGAAGCCAUGGCCGCGGAAGGAGAGAAAGAGUUCUACCUGAGGUACUAUGUUGGGCACAAAGGGAAAUUUGGACACGAGUUCCUGGAGUUCGAGUUUAGAGAAGACGGUAAGCUCCGUUACGCCAAUAACUCUAACUACAAGAACGAUACGAUUAUCCGGAAGGAGGUCUUUCUCACCCCCGCCGUUCUCAAGGAAUGCAAGCGUAUCGUCUCCGAGAGCGAGAUACUGAAAGAAGAUGAUAACAAUUGGCCGGAACCUGACCGUGUUGGGAAGCAAGAGCUUGAGAUCGUCAUGGGCAAUGAGCAUAUCUGCUUUGCUACAUCUAAGAUUGGAUCUCUUGUUGAUGUCCAGAGCAGUAAUGAUCCUGAAGGACUUCGCAUCUUCUACUAUCUUGUUCAGGACUUGAAGUGUCUUGUUUUUUCGCUCAUCUCGCUGCACUUCAAAAUCAAGCCUAUUUAGACAAACUAUCAUGUCAAGACCAGAUGAAUAUGUUGGGCCUUAGUGAGUAGUAUUUGGUUGUUUCUAUGUCUCUGGUUCAUUGAUGAGUGUGAAUGCGAGUUUCAUGUGUUGUUUAGUUUGAAAACCCUGAGUUCCAUUCCUGUGCUUCUUUUGCAUUGAAUUUUUAUAUGACCGUUGGUAUUGAGUGGACAAAUGGUUUGGCUCUUCUAAACAUCGAGUGCUGUUAUUUUGCAAUAGUAGCGAUUGAUAUUGGGAAAACAAAAGAUCGGAGUGAAAGUCCGCACUUAAUCGUGCUUAUGUUA
Molecule: messenger RNA, 804 nt
Organism: Camelina sativa (false flax)
Lineage: Eukaryota; Viridiplantae; Streptophyta; Magnoliopsida; Brassicales; Brassicaceae
Source: RefSeq, a predicted model, not a curated record